CGCUCUGGCAGCCGCUUCAGGUGGGCACGCGUCGACCCACUUCCCGCGGGACGUUAGAGCUGCUUCUUGAGGGGAGAAACUUACUCCGUACCGGCACCCGAACGCUGCCUGCCACUUAUGGUUACUUUCACUAACCUCUACACACUGAUUUUCGGAAAUAUCUGUCAUACUACAAAGUGAAGGUUAUUACCAAAACUUAAACACUAAUCAAAUUUAAGUUUUAAUAAUAGUGAUCUUAUGGUAAAGUGUUUGCUAUAAAUAACAAACACUUGUGACUCCUCAAAAAGAUACUUGUAGUAGUGUGAGGAGAGGAGUCUUGUCCCCAGCGUGUACCUGUGCGCGGAGUGUGUGCGACGGAAGGUGGAACUUGCGAUGGAGUUCGUUCCUUGACCAACACGACUUCCGGUGCAGUCACGGACCGGAAGUUGGGCAAAAAGUAGCAGCCCACAGCCAGCUAUCGCGGGGAAAUAUCGUCUUCAAAUUCUGUGUAUUAUACUGAUUUGAUUUUUAUCCGAGAAUACGCAGACAAUUAACUGUUGAAAACUUAUUAAACAUGUGAAUUUGAGGAAAGUGAUUUAAUAUAAAAAUUUGUUGGAUCUUUAAAGUAUUAACCCCAAUAUAUCUUUGGAUAAUAAGCAGACAAUUUUACUGUAAAAGCUGAUAUAUAUAUAAAUAUAUCUAACCACUGCAUAAACUGUUAACAAAUACCUGUGACUUUAUCAAUACUAUAAAAAACGUAUAUAAAUAUAUACAGAACUGGUAACAUAUAAGGCGAGUGAACAUAUUUACCAACAGGACCAGUGCCGUUGUGGACGGUAAUGUUGAUCACUAAGCUAACACAGUGAGCCAUAGUGCUGCACCCUCAAUAUUCCCCAAUAUAAAACGAGUAAUUAAAAUCUAUGCAUUGCAUAAACUAAGCGCGAAAAGAUGCAAUUAAACUACUGAAAUUAAGGCCCGACUAAAUUUGAGAUUGAGAUGUUAUAUACAAGAGUUUACAAGCAGGUCGACUUGCACCUGCUGCUUGUAUGGUGAAGCAGACCACCUUGCUGGUGGGGGAGCAGAAGCAGUGAGGAGCAGCAGCAGUCAUUAGCCUCACUAAACCCAUUGCUUCCAAAAGUGACAGGUGCGAGUGUUGGGGCGUUACUCGUGAGAACAGACCCCCAUUGUUCACGGCUACAGGCGAUCCAACCCUUACAUCGUUUGUCAUUUUUGUGUUUCGACUGAAUCAACAAGAGACAUUUUCGCUGGCCACCAGCUCACUCUCGCUAGCCUCCAGCACAUCCUCUGACCUCCAGCACAGUCUCGCUGGCCUGUAACCAGUCUCGCUGGCCUGUAACCACAGUCUCCCUGGCCUGUAAGCACAUCCUCUGGCCACCAGAACACUUGAUGGUCUUCAGCACACCCUUGCUGGCCUACAGCACAUCCUCUGCGCACCCUCACUGGCCUCCAACACUCUUGUUGCCAUUCAGCACAUUUUCUGGUCUCCAAUACAUCGUCGCUGGCCUCCGCACAUCCUCGCAGGCCUCCAGCACAUUCUCUACCCUUCAGUACAUCCUAGCUGGCCUCCAACACACCCUAUCUCGCCUCCAGAACGUACUCUGGCCAUCUCUGUCGCUGUGAAGUCUACAUAUAAAACCUGCAAAGGCGAGUCAGACCUUGGAAACAAAAGUUAUUGGAGAGAGGGAAUCAUGAGGGCCAGUGUAUCGUCUUCCGUCUUUAUCUGCACUGCAGAUAUCCACUGAUGAGAGCCAAUAUUUCUUUUCCAGUGGGCUUUAGUGAGGACCUCACCACACACGAAACGGCUCUUCCUACUCUUUACAUGGACUAGUGAGAGCGUAUUACUACCGCGCGAGUGUGUGUACACAAUUUGGUUUGUGCAUUAGUGUCCUGUACUUUGUGCAGUAAAGAACAGUAAUGCCUGGAUUUCGCCUCACCUGACGGAGAGCGAGAGCAUGAUGGUGUCUGCGUGGUGGAAUGGUGGAACUGUGGUAGUGUUGCUGGUGGCGCUGAGGCUGGCUGCCACCUCCACCUGCCCCUCCGUCUGUACCUGCAGGUGGAAAAAUGGCAAACAGGCAGUGGAGUGUAGGAAACAGGGGCUGGCCAGCGUGCCUGCCGGGGUUCAUCCUGAUACACAGGUCCUUGACCUAUCCGGCAACAACCUACAGACUCUGCCUAGACAUGCUUUCAAGCGGGCAGGUCUCAUCAACCUGCAAAAGAUUUAUCUGAGAGACUGUAAAAUUGGUCAGGUCGACGCAACAGCCUUCUACCAGCUCACUAAUCUGGUCGAGUUAGACCUGAGCCAAAAUCUACUAACAGAGGUGCCCUCGCUCGCUUUCUCCCACAUUCAAGCCCUGAGAGAUUUACAGCUGCGAGGGAACAGACUUCGCAAGAUUCGCAGUGACAGCUUCGCCCACACCCCGUCCCUGGUGCGCCUUGGUCUUAGUUAUUCGGGCAUCAGAAGUGUGGCAGCCUCUGCUUUUCAGUCUUUAUCCCUCAUGGAAAAGCUUGAAAUCCAGGGAAAUCAAUUGUCAGAGCUUCCAGUCGCCUCUGUGAAAAGCCUGGAACGUGUACAUGGAUUAGAAGUUCACGACAACCCUUGGUUAUGUGACUGUCGCUCCCUCCCUCUCUGGCGCCUUUUGGAGGUGAGGCGCGUCCCACACCCCGUCUCCCCAUCAUGCAACUCCCCCAGCAGGAUCAAGGGGCGUACCUUCCACUCUCUUACAGAGGAAGACUUUGCCUGCCCUCCCCAGAUCCUGCCAGUUGGGCGUAUGGUUGAGGGCGUGGCAGGAGAGGACGCAACGAUCGCCUGUCCCGUGGGCGGUCAGCCUGCACCCCAGGUCAUGUGGUACAAGGGCGAGGCACCCGUUGUGAACGGCUCUGUGAUAGGGCUGGGGCCACAACGCCUAUACGUCAUCACUGAAGGCAACAGGAACAUGGUGAGCCGGCUGGUGAUCACAGGAGCACAGGAGACAGAUUCUGGCACCUUGCGCUGUGUGGCCAUCAAUUCUGCGGGGUCGGCGACAGCUAACUUCACCCUGGCUGUCACCAUGAGAGCAGCGACUCAAGCUAAGCUGGAUUCGGGUCACAUUGCUGGGAUUUCUGUGGGUCUGGUGGUGCUGGCUCUGAUCGUGCUGGUGGUGGGGUUCCUGCUGCUGGCGCGUGCACGCUCCCACUCCUCCCCCACCCCUGUAAAGGACACCUCCACCACACCAUCCUCGGAUGAAGCCUCCCCCAGUGAGCCCAAUCCCGUGCAAAAGCCGCCCCGACUCACCGACCUGAACGGCUCUCCCGGUGCGUACGGGUCGUCCACGCUCGGCAAUCCAGACGUGAUCAGCGAGGCAGAACGAGCCGUGCGAGCCGUCAACGGUCACCUCCCCAACGGGUGUGUGCAGGGUGUGGGUGAGGGCGGCGACUACACUCGUGUCGAGGGCGACUCUCUCUACCCCAGCGGCCUGUGGCCUGAAGACGCCAAUCCCCAGGAUCCCCAUGACAACACCGACACCCCCAGCGUCAUCCACGAGCACUUCAACCCCGGCUACUUGGCUAACGACCCUGCCUACGAUGGUUAUGGUCCCGUUCACUCCACCCCUUACCGACCAGGAUAUGAAUCUCAGGAAGACUUUGAUCCACAGACCUAUGGCUACCCGGCUGACUUUGGGCUUCCAAUCCCAGAGGCAGGGCAGGGGCGAGAGCCUCUCGGUGUUCCUGGGGGUCAGGAGUGGAGCAUGGCCGACCUCAGCGGGACACGGGAUGGCACGGAGUCCAGAACCGACACGUACACUUCCAGACAAGACACGUACGCAUCGCAACAGAAUAUAUACAGUUCACAGCAGGACCUAAAAGACUCUAGGCAGGACCUGUAUGGCGUGACCAAGGACAGGCCGCCGGUGUACGGGUACCGCCAGGAGGUGUACGAGUCCCGGGAGGACGUGGCGGAAGGUGCUGACAGUCCCCAGGGCGUGACAGGUAACCUGGGGGAGCGGCCGUGGGUCCCGGGAUCACAGGCGCCGACUCUAGCCCGCGGGGGCGUAGCCGUCCUCCCGCCUCUUCCCAACGGCAUCGCCAACAGGAUUAAAGCCCGGGACUCUCCUGACGAAGGAUAUCAAGAAGGCACCGAGGUGUAGCGGGGUCGCAGGGCCCGCCGAGGCGGCGGUCCCUGCUUCCUUCCUCCCACGCCCACACGCCCAUCACGCUUCUCGGUCCCAUCUUCCUCCCGCCCAUCGCCUCCUCACACAGCUACUUCUUGGUCCUCCCCUCAGAGCCCUCACAGUGACCUGACACCGUGACCUGAUACGUGUACUGGAACAGUGAUGUGUGAUGUGUAGUUACGUGACGAUAAGCUGCUGUGCCCGAGAAAAGUGUCGCGUACGUUACCUCUUUGAGUGUGAGCACAGCGGCUGAAGUAGCCUCGCUAAACCAGUCAGAAUUCUCUUAGCAAAUUAUAUUUCAUACUGGCAACUCGAGUUCUUGAAAAAGCUUUUGUGAGGCGAGAAGGGAGGCGUGACUGACGCCGGUAGUGUUACUAGUCCCCAGGAGUCCUCGCAGCCACCACAGACUGGGUGUAAGCGAGCAGGAGCAGCGGGUGUGGGGGCGCCACCCUCCCACACCCGGCCAGCCUGUGGCGGUCAUGUACAGAGCCGAGCCACCGUGUUUGUACUGUACACAAGGUAUUAUCAGUUGUUAAUUUAAGGUGCCGUUUGGCAAGACACCAAAGACUGGGUAGGCAAGCAAGUUGUGCCGCUUGUGCUGGUCAGCUGCAGGCGUAACUUGUGAGAACUACUUGUAAAACUGCCGUGUUGAGGGCCUGGCGUGGCGGGGUCCUGCGCGGGUACACUGCGCACCACCAUCCUCAACAGUUAUGUAUUGUGCGUGAAGUAACCUUGUACUUGAUGUUCACUGUUUCUCGAUGCUUCAAGAUAUCAUAAAUCAAUAAUGAUUACUCAGCAGACUCAUGACAGCAAACCACACCUCUGAGUAAUGGAUGUAACAUAAAUGUUGAAUAUUUCUUAAAAUGAGCCAUAGCACAACCUGUGAAAUAAUGUGUUUUUCAUGUCAAAUGAGUAUUACAUUUUUUUAAAUUAUCAGACCCACUAAACAAAAAAUCCAGGACUAUCGCCACCCCGGUGCAACGAGGUUAUAAUUGAUUUCCUUAUAGUUUUUUGGUAACUCGUUAAUGGAUGAGGCGGGAAUAGAGAAUGGAAAAGCUGAAAUCGCAUCAUGCUGGAAAUAAACUCCUGUGUAGGAGAAUAGAACAUUAAAAAUCUGCUAACUAAUGUAUGUCAAAUACAUCCUUCUUGCACUGAGGUGACGAAAUGUUCCCUUCCAAAGUCCUGGUGACUACACUAAGGCCUCUUGCCACCUGCAACAGACUGAAAGAUCAUGACUUUCAGCACUGUAGUAAGUGACUGUUAAGGGACUCGCUAGCGAGCAUUAUCAAAUCCUGAAUAGAUGAUUUUGUAUGCAAUUAUAUCCCAAUUUUGGUAUUCCUGCCAACCCAACCUUUGGGGAUUCGGUUACCCAGGCCUCCUGUCAUUAAUAUAUCCUAUUAACCCAUAUCUGUUAUCCAGGAUCCGGUUAAUCUUUGAAUAGCCUAACCAGCCAUUGCACGGUUAACUAACACACUUUAAUUCUGUUAAUCGAUUUUGGGUCUCCGAUGCCUCGCUUACCACUUCCGAUGCAAUGGAUCGAUUAAAACGUUUUCCAUUUUAUAUAAAUGGUUAAAUCUAACCAAACCCAGAGUUUGGUUAGAUUUAAUAUAGUCCAACAUGGGACUAACAAAUCUUCAAUUAAUUCCAUAUCGGGACCCCUGUUAGACACCUUAAGUAGCCUAAGACUCAGUUCAUUACAUCUAAUUCAAGGUUAAACAGCGUUCCGAGUAACCUAACCACUGACAAACGCUGUCUUAAUCGCUUGGGAAAUAAAGAGGCGCAUUUUCCAUUAUGAAAAGAGCAGAGUCCUGGCUACUGCAGCACACUGGGAAACGCCCCUCCACACCACGUGCCAAAUACCAGGUCUUGGGUAACCACGAGGUCGCUAGAUAUCUCAUUCCUCAACCCGUCCUCCCAAGGUGCCCCAACGUCAAGAAACUGUCGUACUAAAGUGCCCUUAUCCUAACCUACCAGAGGACCCAAAACAGGAAAUGGGGCAGUAUGUCAAUGUGGCGAGCCGCUACCAUUUUCUAGUACGACAAUUUUUGGCCUUAGGUAGAAUAUACGUCAAAAGGCGACGUUCUAUUAGGAGGACGGGUUGCAUUCCUACCAUCCCCCCCAUGGAACUUCAUCCCUAAAUGUGACCUCACUAUAUCCAAAGUUACGUAGAGCUUUAAUUACCCAACCACCGAUAGCCCAGUUCACUUGUUUAGCUAUGUUUGUUGAACGGAAAACAGGGCAGGACCCCGCGACAUUGCUGUGUGUUUCUGAGACUGGCAACUCACGAGGAUAGACUGCAUCACCAGCAGGCAUCAGCACUGUCUACUGAGCUAACUCGAGGCUCAGCGGCUCUUGGCAACACAACUAAUUGCUAGUCUCACUUUAUACUUAACAAUAAAUAACAUUAAUGUGAAGGAAAAUGUUUCUUUAAUUUAUGCGUGUCAGUGUGAGCGCUUAGUCUAGGUCUAUGCCCUUAAGGAUAUUAUUUUAAUAUUAUUCUUGUUCAGUAAUAUUAUCAAGAGAUGAGGUGCUCUCUAUUAUUAUUAUUAUUAUAUUAUUAUUAUAUAUAUAUAUAUAUAUAUAUAUAUAUAUAUA
This is a messenger RNA of Procambarus clarkii (red swamp crayfish), 6743 nucleotides long. It is a transcript of the gene kek1, whose product is annotated as kekkon 1. The record is from RefSeq and is a predicted model, not a curated record. Gene Ontology annotation, molecular function: protein binding. NCBI's taxonomy places the organism in Eukaryota, Metazoa, Arthropoda, Malacostraca, Decapoda, Cambaridae.